Molecule: messenger RNA, 1650 nt
Organism: Colletotrichum orchidophilum
Lineage: Eukaryota; Fungi; Ascomycota; Sordariomycetes; Glomerellales; Glomerellaceae
Product: ABC transporter
Exons: 1
Coding region: 1-1650 (549 amino acids)
Biological process (GO): transmembrane transport
Cellular component (GO): membrane
Molecular function (GO): ATP binding; ATP hydrolysis activity; ABC-type transporter activity
Source: RefSeq, a predicted model, not a curated record
AUGAUCAUUCUGAUCCCUCGUCAACUCGGCAUCAUCACAGACAAAAUCCUGGAAAAAGAAGCGCCGUAUGGUGCAUUGGCUAUCUGGCUGCUUCUGAGCCUCAUCAGCGGCGAAUCAGGUCUGGGCCUCAUCGAGACGCUGGCCAAGAUCCCCAUCAAGCAAUUCUCAUACAGCCAGAUCACCAACGCGGCCUUCAGCCACGUCAUGAACCUUUCAAUGGAGUUCCACUCUGAGAGAGACUCGGCAGAAGUCAUGAAGGCCAUUGAGCAGGGCGAGGCUCUCAGCAAUCUGCUGGAGACCGCGGUGAUUGACAUCCUCCCGACCGUGGCGGACAUGUUCAUCGCCCUCUGGUUCCUGUACUGGAAGUUCAACGCCUACGUCUCCCUGGCCAUGCUCGUGGCCUCUGUGGCCUUCACCACCUUGGAAGUCGUCACCUCGAACAUGAAUCUCGCGAAUCGCAGGGCCUCGAGCAAAGCCGAACGAGAGGAAGCGCGAAUCAUGCAUCAGGCUGUUCAGGGAUGGCAGACCGUCACGUAUUUCAACAUGUUCAUGUUCGAAAAGCGCCGUUUUGGCCAGGCUGUGGACUCGCAACUUGCCGCUAGCCGUAAGUACGAGGUCGGCGACGCUUUUAUACAGGCCCUCCUCGAGGCGACUGUACCAGCUACUUUUUUCGUGCUGGCGUGUCUGGUGCUGUACGAGAUCUCUCACGGCCGAGCUUCCGCGGGAGAUUUCGUGUUGCUUUUGUCGUACUGGGAGUACCUGGUCUGGCCUCUCAAGUUCCUGUCCCACAAUUACCGGUACUUGAUGUCGGACCUCGUGGAUGCCGAACGCCUCCUCAACCUCUUGCAGACCAAGUCAACCAUUGUUGAAAAGGAAAGUGCCAGGGAUCUCACUCCCGUGAAAGGUCACGUCACAUUUGAAAAUGUCGGAUUUGCGUACGAUCCGAGGCGACAGACUAUCCAACAGCUUGAUGUCUCGGCAGCACCAGGAAAGACCAUUGCUUUGGUUGGAGAGACAGGCGCCGGAAAGUCAUCAAUCAUGAAACUGCUUCUCCGAUUUUACGACGUAACGAGCGGUCGCAUCACCAUUGAUGGCCAAGACAUACGCAAUGUCACCCUGUCUUCGCUCCGCGAAGCCCUCGGCGUGGUCCCCCAAGACCCCUUGCUCUUCAAUGCGUCAGUCUUGGAAAACUUGCGAUACGCACGGCCGACUGCGACAGAUGAAGAGGUUUUCGAGGCGUGUCGGGCUGCCGCAAUCCACGAGCGGAUCCUUACGUUUGCCGACGGCUACGACAGUAAAGUCGGCGAGCAGGGAGUCAAGCUCUCGGGUGGGGAGAUACAGAGACUCGCCAUUGCGCGGGUAUUUCUGAAGGACCCGCCCAUCCUCAUCCUCGAUGAAGCGACGAGUGCAGUCGAUACUAUGACUGAGGCCAAUAUCCAGCAUGCUUUGGAGACUUUGAAGAGUGGAAGGACGACAUUUGUAAUAGCGCAUAGGCUCUCAACUGUUGUCAACGCAGACAGGAUUGUGGUUAUUCACGAGGGUAGAGUUGUGGAAAGUGGUACUCAUGAAGAGUUGUUAUCACAAGGGACUAGGUACAAGGAUUUGUGGACAAGACAGGUUGGCGGUGCAUCAGAGAAGAACAGGGUGUGA